AUGCGGUUCACCUCCUCGACUCUAUGGGCCGCCGCCCUUGGCCUGUUGUCAAUUGCUUCCGCCCAAGAUGAGCUUCCUAAGCGCCCUAAGGUCGAGCCCGCUCCGUUCAACACCGGAAAGGCUAUGCCGUUUUCGCCUCCCAGAGACAAAGACCGCUAUUGUUAUGUUAAGCCGAGCUGCACCGAGGGCAAGGACGACGCGCCGAAGAUCCUCAAAGCCUUCAAGGAAUGCAACGACGGCGGUACGGUGGUGUUCGACAAGACCUACCUCAUCAGCUCGCCGUUGGACCUCACCUUCUUGAAGCACAUUGACGUAGUAAUCACCGGCGACAUCCAGUUCAAUGAUGACCCCCUCUACUGGGCCGACAACAGUUUCAAGUUCGCUUUCCAGAACCAGUCGGUCUUUUGGAAGUUUGGCGGCGAGGAUAUCAACAUCUAUGGUGAUCUUGGGAACGACAAAUCUGUCAUUGAUGGUCGCGGUCAGGCAUACUGGGAGGCCAUUCAGACCAAUAGUAGUUGGUUCAACUUGAUCGCAAACAGCACCGAUGUCAUCAUCAGCGACAUGGAUCUCAAGGCCCAGAUGAACCAGAGCCAAAAUGGUGUUAAGAUUGCCAACUCCGAUGGUUGGGAUACAUAUCGAUCUGAUCGCAUUGUGAUUCAGAACUCAGUCAUUAUCAACACAGAUGACUGUGUGUCAUUCAAACCAAACAGCACCAACGUUGUCGUCCAGAACCUGGACUGCACUGGCUCACACGGCAUGAGUGUUGGCUCCCUGGGCCAGUACAAGGGCGAGACCGACAUCGUCGAGAACCUUUACAUCUACAACACAACCAUGGCCAACGCUAGCGAUGCCGCUCGCAUCAAAGUUUGGCCUGGCAUUGAGACUGCUUUCCAGACACUCCUGAAUGGUGGAGGUGGCCUCGGACGUGUGAGAAACGUCACGUAUGACCUCUUCAAGAACAUCAAUAAUGAUCGGGCCAUCACCAUCACACAAUGUUACGGCCAAAAGAACCAGACGCUCUGUGAAGAGUUCCCAGCCAACCUUACGAUUUCCGAUAUCACUCUCAAGAACAUCUAUGGUGUGGUCUCAACCAAGCUAGACCCGCAAACCGGAAGCCUUGUUUGCAGUGCCGCAGACCGUUGCAGCAACAUCCGCGCCGAGAACGUCACAGUCACGGUGCCGAGCGGGAAGCCGCCUGUGUACGAAUGCAAAAACCUGGACAAAGGCUUGCUGCAGAUCAACUGCACGUCCGGAACAGACGGAGAUCGGGAUACAACCAACGGAUAG
This is a messenger RNA of Colletotrichum fioriniae, 1287 nucleotides long. NCBI's taxonomy places the organism in Eukaryota, Fungi, Ascomycota, Sordariomycetes, Glomerellales, Glomerellaceae. The record is from RefSeq and is a predicted model, not a curated record.